Gaeumannomyces tritici R3-111a-1 is the source of this 1777-nucleotide messenger RNA. RefSeq lists its product as hypothetical. Gene Ontology annotation, cellular component: membrane. NCBI's taxonomy places the organism in Eukaryota, Fungi, Ascomycota, Sordariomycetes, Magnaporthales, Magnaporthaceae. The record is from RefSeq and is a predicted model, not a curated record. The coding region runs from base 316 to 1239 and encodes 307 amino acids. The transcript is spliced from 5 exons. Gene Ontology annotation, biological process: transmembrane transport. Gene Ontology annotation, molecular function: channel activity.
CCGUCACCGCUCCGGUCAGCAAUGGCGAAUGACCACAAAAUAUCGAGCGUCGUUUUUGCUCCCGUCUUGUGCAUUUAUAGCUCUUCUUGGCGCCCAUGAGUAGGAUCGAAUCUCGAGCUUCCUAGCACGCCCUCAAGAAUUUGCUCCGUUUUCUCAGAGCUUCGUUUAGUGCACCGCCCCAAGAGACAAGACAGGUUGUUGAUGUCAGAGACUGGCCCUCAAGCCACCCCGGGGCCCCCUGUCCGGAACCACCGCUGCGUAGCCAAGCAUUACUGUCCGGUCAUUUUCUGUCCGCUUUCCUCACUGGAAUAACUCAUGGAUGCCUCAGCCUCACACAACUGUCCAAGGGACACACCCCUAUUUAGUGUCAUGAGUCGCAAGGUGUCAGUCACGGCGUUCGAUGGCUCGUUCGCGCCCCUGGGUCGUCCGACAGAGCGCAGUCCUCUCCCUUGGUAUAGCAACCGCCAGUACUUUCUGGCAUCCUGGCUGGAUGUUUCUAUAUGGAAAGCUGCAAUACUUGAGCUAGUCGGAACAACUUGCCAAGUCUUUAUAUCAGGGCAGUUUGCCGCAACUAUAAUCGGCUAUGGCACGCCACAGAUAGGGGGCUAUAUCGGCAUCUUUAAUAUCUUUCUGGUAUCCACCUUCAUCUACGCGACCGCUGCCGGGUCUGGCGGACACCUCAACCAGGCCAUUACGCUCUCGGCUAUACUCUCGGGCAUCUGUCCUCUUGCAAGAGGAACUCUAUACAUGGUUGCUCAGACCAUCGGCUCUGGAAUCGCUGGAGGGCUUCUGCGAGGAGUAUGGGGCUAUGAACGCUCCGUCAAGAACUUUGGAGGGGGCUGCUUUCUUGACCCAGCCCACGUCACCUACGGCCAGGCAUUUCUCAACGAGUUCUUCAGCUCCUUCGUUCUUCUCUUUCUUGCCUAUGGCGUCGGUUUGGAUCCGCGGCAGGCCGCCCUGUUCGGGCCUCGGUUGGGCCCUCUGCUGGUUGGUGUCUCGCUCGGUAUUGUCACAUUUGCUACCAGCGGGAUGGCCCCUGGAUACGCGGGUGCGCAGAUCAACCCGGCGAGAUGUUUGGCGUAUGGAAUCGCGAGAGGCGACUUGUCUGACCAAUGGGUUUGGUGGUUUGGACCGGCCGCCGCCGCCGUUCUCAUCGCGAUUCUCUACAACCUGAUCCCACCGCACCACGCAGACUCACAGGAAAACACCAAGACGGUGCCGGCGCCGCUUCCCAAAUAGUUUUCACGAGCGGGGAACGACGGAAGUAAUAACUUGUCUGCGGUACAGACGCGGGAAAUAAAACGCAGAACGCAGACAGGCAAGGCAAGAUGACGACAGUGGCGGCAAAGUGGAGAGUUGGUAGCAAUUUUAGGCGCAUGGCCGAGUAGCGCAGGCUGUUGUGGCAGCUCGUUGCGUCGUUGCUGACGCGGGGGGGAGGGAGUGCCACUCACGUGCUGUGGCUUGCAUGUGAAGCAUGGUGCGAUGGGCAACGCUGGGAGGCUUAAAUUCGCUGUCCGCGGACACCUAUGGCGGGCAGUGGUUGGUGGUGGUGGUUGGUGGGAUGGAGGGGAGCUAGGGAGGGUGACGUUCCAAGAUUUCCAGUCUGCUCACCGGACGAAAGUGUCCGGUUCGAGGUCGAUGGUGGCUGCUGUGCGGCUGUGUAACCCUCUAUUCCUAGGUCGAUGAGCAAUCUGAAUUGCGUAGGCCCUCCAUCCCGUGCUUUCUUAUCACUGCGAGCACGGCGUUGCAGCUUGCACUCACCACCCCCUCACCAAUG